Chironomus riparius is the source of this 3702-nucleotide messenger RNA. The record is from the annotation of a GenBank genome assembly. NCBI's taxonomy places the organism in Eukaryota, Metazoa, Arthropoda, Insecta, Diptera, Chironomidae.
GGCCGCUUGAGGUCGCUUUUGAAAUUUUGUUAUCUCUGUGAAUCAUUCCAAAAAACCUUUAAAAAUUGUAUUUUUCUGUAUUAAUUGCAUUUAUUAAUUAAUAAAACCAGUUUAUAUCGUUGAUGUAAGUAACACUGCAUGCCUUCAUUAAGUUUGCAUGAUAAAAGUAAAGCUAGUUUAGCCAAAAAGAACCACCAACAAAAUUUCAAUGGGAGGAGAAAUUAAUGACGAAGUUAAAGUAAUGAAAAUCGUGAAUUCUAAAUUUAAAUCAUCGAGCUUAUGGUGAAUAUGCAUUCGUUAAAGUAGUAAACAGCAUUAGAUGCAAUUAAUCGGUUGCCUUAUUACGAAAUAAGUUUAAAUUUGCGAAAGAGAAAAAAAUUAUCGAUUUUUUGAGAUCCAGUUGAAUAAUUUGGAGUUAUCAACAUCCAGAACGAAAUAACAGACAUAUCAAAAAUGAUUCCUAUUGCGCCAAUUCAAAUUCGAGCAUUUGAACCGAAUCACGGAAUGACUGACUCAAAAUACUUUACGACCACCAAAAAGGGUGAGAUCUUUGAGCUCAAGUCAGAGCUUAAUAGUGAUAAGAAGGAGAAGAAGAAGGAAGCAGUUAAGAAGGUCAUAGCAAGUAUGACUGUUGGAAAAGACGUGUCAGCACUCUUCCCGGAUGUUGUAAAUUGCAUGCAGACUGAUAAUUUGGAACUGAAGAAGUUGGUCUAUCUGUAUUUGAUGAAUUAUGCUAAAUCACAGCCUGACAUGGCAAUCAUGGCUGUCAACACCUUCGUUAAGGACUGCGAAGAUUCAAAUCCGUUGAUAAGAGCAUUAGCCGUUCGAACAAUGGGAUGUAUUCGUGUUGAUAAAAUUACAGAGUAUUUGUGCGAGCCAUUGAGAAAAUGUUUGAAAGAUGAAGAUCCAUAUGUACGUAAAACAGCUGCUGUAUGCGUUGCCAAAUUGUAUGACAUUUCAAGCUCAAUGGUUGAGGAUCAAGGAUUUUUGGAUCAAUUAAAGGAUUUAUUGUCGGACUCGAAUCCAAUGGUUGUUGCUAAUGCUGUAGCUGCUUUAAGUGAAAUCAAUGAAUCGUCGGCUUCUGGACAGCCAUUAGUUGAAUUAAAUUCAGCAACAAUUAAUAAGCUCUUGACUGCUCUUAAUGAAUGUACAGAAUGGGGUCAAGUUUUCAUCCUGGAUUCAUUGGCAAACUAUACGCCAAAAGAUGAACGUGAAGCUCAAUCAAUUUGUGAACGUAUUACACCACGUCUUGCUCAUGCUAAUGCUGCUGUCGUUUUGAGUGCUAUUAAAGUGCUCAUGAAAUUAUUGGAAAUUCUUUCAUCUGACAGUGACUUUUGUGCAACUUUAACAAAGAAAUUGGCACCGCCACUUGUUACUUUAUUGUCAUCGGAGCCAGAAGUUCAGUAUGUUGCAUUAAGAAACAUUAAUUUGAUUGUCCAAAAACGUCCAGACAUUCUGAAACAUGAAAUGAAAGUAUUCUUUGUUAAAUACAAUGAUCCAAUCUAUGUCAAGCUUGAGAAAUUGGAUAUUAUGAUUCGAUUGGCUAAUCAGAGCAAUAUUGCACAAGUUUUGAGCGAAUUGAAGGAAUACGCAACGGAAGUUGAUGUUGAUUUUGUUCGUAAAGCAGUCAGAGCUAUUGGACGUUGUGCAAUCAAAGUUGAGCCAUCUGCUGAGAGAUGUGUAUCCACAUUACUUGAACUGAUUCAGACAAAAGUCAACUAUGUCGUUCAGGAAGCUAUUGUUGUCAUCAAGGAUAUUUUCAGAAAAUAUCCUAAUAAGUAUGAGAGCAUCAUUAGCACAUUGUGUGAAAAUUUGGAUACUCUGGAUGAGCCAGAAGCUCGUGCAUCAAUGGUGUGGAUUAUUGGUGAAUAUGCUGAGCGUAUUGAUAAUGCUGAUGAGCUACUUGAUAGUUUCUUGGAAGGAUUCCAAGAUGAAAAUGCUCAAGUCCAAUUGCAAUUAUUGACAGCUGUUGUCAAAUUGUUCUUGAAACGUCCAGCUGAUACGCAAGAACUUGUUCAGCAUGUUUUGUCACUUGCAACUCAAGAUAGUGACAAUCCUGAUUUGAGAGAUCGUGGAUUUAUUUACUGGCGUUUAUUGUCAACAGAUCCAGCAGCUGCAAAGGAAGUGGUUUUGGCUGAUAAGCCUUUAAUUUCAGAAGAAACUGAUUUAUUGGAACCAACAUUAUUAGAUGAAUUGAUUUGUCAUAUUGCAUCAUUGGCUAGUGUCUAUCAUAAGCCACCAACAGCAUUUGUUGAGGGAAGAUCAGCUGGUGUUAGAAAGUCACUACCAAAUCGUACAAUCGCUCAUACAAAUGAUGAAGCCACGACAUCAGAAUCAGCAACAGUCAUUCCAAAUCAAGAAUCAUUAAUUGGUGAUUUAUUGUCGAUGGAUAUUGGUGCUCCUGUUGCUGCCUCAAAUGUAUCUCAACCACCUCAAAGUAAUGUUGAUCUUCUUGGCGGAGGAUUAGAUAUUCUAUUAGGUGGACCACCUGCAGUCGAAACAACACCAGCCGUUCAAAAUACAGGAAAUGGAUUACUUGGUGAUAUAUUUGGAAUAACAACCCAAACAACUACAAUGAUUGCAAUCCCUAAAAUCACAUGGCUACCCGCAGAAAAAGGCAAAGGACUUGAGAUUCAAGGAACAUUUGCAAGACGAGGAAGUGGAGUUUAUAUGGAUAUGACAUUCACAAAUAAAGCUAUGCAAGCUAUGAGUGCAUUUGCAAUUCAAUUGAAUAAAAAUACAUUUGGUAUGGUUCCCGGCGCACCACUACAAGUUCCUAGCUUACCACCAGGACAAACUGCUGAAGUAUCAUUAAAAUUAAGCAUUUCUGGUCCAAUUAUGCGAAUGGAACCAAUUAAUAAUCUUCAAAUUGCUAUUAAAAAUAAUGUUGAUGUUUUCUACUUUGCAUGCUUAGUGCAUGGACAUACACUUUUCACAGAGGAUGGACAAUUGGACAAGAGAGUUUUCUUAUCAACAUGGAAGGAAAUUCCAGCAGCAAAUGAGGUCCAAUAUACAUUGAGUGGAAUUGUUGGCAAUGCUGAUGCAAUUGCGGCUAAAAUGACGGCAAAUAACGUCUUUACAAUUGCUAAGAGAAAUGUUGAAGGACAGGACAUGCUAUAUCAGUCACUCAAACUUGAAAAUAAUGUUUGGGCAUUGCUUGAAUUAAAAUUGACACCUGGAAGUAGCGAAGGCACACUCAGUUUAAAGUCACGAUCUGUUGAAGUUGCUCCAAUGAUCUUUACUGCUUACGAUAUGAUCAUCAAGUCAUCAUUUUAAGGCACUACAUAUCUUGAUGUAGCAAGAUAGAAUUAAAAAUUCCAUUCAAAUGAAGACGAUUAGAAAGUAUAUAAAGGAACAUUUAUCUCGUAAAUUAUUAUGGUAUCAAGUUAUGAUAAUUAUUAUUUACUGAAAAAUUAUAUUUUUUUCAUAUUAAUUGGCAACUUAUGACUUUAAACACGAACAUUUGAAUGAAGUAGCCACACAAGAUGUUUAACUGUUAUAUGAAAAUAAUCUUUAUUACAAUCCUAAUAAAAUGAAACAUUUAAAUCUUGAUUAGAUCUGUGUUAAGAAUUUAAAUAUCUCAGAUUUAACGGUUCUUUAAAAAAUAGAUUUACAUAAGAGGCCGUUCACUUAUUACGUUACGCAAAACAACGACUUUUUUCAACCCCCUCCCCCUUGUUACAAUAUGUUACAACUCACAAC